CCCGCGCAGGGGCCGCCCGAGCGCCCCGGCGCCGUGACCCUCCUCCCGCCCCCUCGCCCGGCGCGCCCGGCUAUAAAGGAGGGUUUUAUUCUCGGGCUCCGGUCUCACGCCAAACCCUGUCACACCGUCUAGACGAGCUGUCGUGGGGCUCGGCCCAGCUGUCACCAUGGCGAUGGAGACGAGUCCGCUGUGAAUUUUGGGGGGGAGCGAGCGAGCGAGAGCGGCGGCGGCGGCAGAGGAGGAGGAGGAGGAGGAGGAAGAAGGCUCGGCCGCCGCCGUGCCCUGCCCUCCCCCGCGGGGGAGGCUCGGACCCCCCGGCGCUGCCGACCGCGGCUGGAGCCGGCCCGGCGGGGAGCCCCGGGAGCCAGCGGCCGCGGGCGCGGGGCGAGCCUCAGAUGCGGCUGUCACACAACCCCGGCCGGGCUAUUUAAAGUAACGGGCCCCGCCGGACACUGGUGUCUCUGCCUAUUUAUGAGCCCCCGGGAGCCGGCGGGCGCCGCCGGGCAGCGCUAGGAGCCGAGCCCGCCGGGAACAGCGCCGGGGCCCGCCCGGAGCAUGACGGCGAUCCGGGCGCUGCUGCUCUGCCUCUGCCUGGGGCUGCCGGCGGGCGGGCAGCCCUUCCUGCGCCUGCGACCCUCACCCAGCGACAACCUGCCCGUCAAGGACAUCGUGGAGCACCCAGACCCCGAGUACGACCCCAAGGAGCAGGAUCUGGACGAGAGGACGCUGAGGAAGAAGCUGGGCAGCCAUUUCGACCCCGGCUUCAUGGCCGUGGCCGUGCCGGGGCCGGCCAACGCCUCGGGCGCCGCGGCGGCGGCGGGGCGGGGGCGGGCGGCGCUGCCGGCCGAGCUGCGGCGGCUGGAGCUGGGGCCGCCCCGGGGCCCGCGCCUGCGGCUGGGCAAGAAGGCGCGGCGGAAGGUGCUGCAGUGGCUGUGGGCGCACACCCACUGCCCCGUCCUCUACGCCUGGAAGGACCUGGGGGUGCGCUUCUGGCCGCGCUACAUCAAGGAAGGCAACUGCCUGGCCGAGAAGUCCUGCUCGCUGCCCGAGGGCAUGUUCUGCAAGCCCGUCAAGUCGGUCACCAAGACCUUCCUGCGCUGGCACUGCCAGGGCUGGUCCAGUCAGAAGUACUGCACCUGGAUCCCCGUGCAGUACCCGCUCAUCUCCGAGUGCAAGUGCUCCUGCUAAGCCUCCCCGGCCCCUUGCACUGCCGCCCUCCUCCUCCGGAUCACUUUAGGGGGGGAGGUUUUCGGGUGGGUUUUUUUUUGGUGGGUGGGUUUUUUUGGGAUAGUUUUUUGGGGGGGUUGGUUUUAUUUUUUUCCCACCCCCCAGAGCGAAGUGGGAGAAGAUGAACCGCUUUGGGUCUUUUUUUUUUUUGGUUAAUUUUUGGGGGUUUUUUUGUUUGUUUGGUUUUUUGUUGUUUGAUUUUUUGUUGUUAAUUUUUUUUUGUUUUUUUUUUUUCCCUUGGACUUCUUUUAAUGUUAUUUUAUUCAAAAGGGGGAAAAGCGAACCCAGGAACUGCAGGGCAGGCCAAAGGCACAGUAAAGCACUACAAUCAGAUGUCUAUUUUUAUACGUAUAUAGCCUUCUAACAAAAGGAAAAUUUAAAAAAACUUAAAAAAAAAAAAGGAAAAAAAACUACCAGCCGUGUAAAUAGAGAGAUUUUAAAGGAAAAGGGGGGGGGGGGGGGAAAUCGCAGCUGUUUUUUUAUUAUUAUUAUAAUUAUUAUUGUUAUUAUUAUUAUUUUAAAGACAUAGGACCACAUUUUAAACCCAUCCCCACAGAACCCAAGCACUUCCUUGCCGAAGGGAAGGGCAGAAAUUUCUUGUAAAGGUGUUUUUAUCAAAAGGAGAAAAGGGGCAGGGGGUGUAAAAAAAGAAAAACAAGAACCGCAGCAUCCCUGAACGGUUGUUUCUCUGUGCUGUAUUUUUUUUGUCUUCAGACCUUGUCACUGAUGUUUGAACUAAUUUGCCAAGCUCUCUAGGGUUUUUUAAGUGUAUAACAAUUAAUUAAGAAGGAAAUUUUAAAGAAAAGUACAAAUCUAUGAAAGAGUGGAAUUGUUUUGUUGUGUGGGAAUACAUAUAGUCGUGUAGAGAUGUUAAAGGAAAUUUUCUGUGUACAGUUUAUUUAUUUUUAACGUUUGUGUAUAGGGGAAAAAAAAAAAGCUAGAGAUUAUGCCAGAAACUAUUGGAAAUGUUUACUUGAAUAUUCCUUUAAAAACAUAUCAAUGUAAAUAUGAGCUAUCACUGAUCAAAACAUUUUUAGCAAUAAACUCUAUCUUUGAAGAAAAA
Molecule: messenger RNA, 2290 nt
Organism: Corvus hawaiiensis (hawaiian crow)
Lineage: Eukaryota; Metazoa; Chordata; Aves; Passeriformes; Corvidae
Product: noggin-2-like
Exons: 1
Coding region: 556-1188 (210 amino acids)
Biological process (GO): negative regulation of BMP signaling pathway; osteoblast differentiation; negative regulation of cell differentiation
Source: RefSeq, a predicted model, not a curated record